AUGGACCUGUUUAGUGCGCUCACGGCAGGGGGGACACGCUUCGAUAAGAAGCGGUUCUCACGAGACAUAUCACUGUUCCAAGAAUCGCGCAAGCGCGAUGAGAACGAACAUGCCCGUGCGCCUGAGCAAAGUGCUGGAGCGGCUCUCCCAGCUUCGUUGGACUUUUUUGGGAGUCACAAGGACGAGCGUGCAGUGGCUGAGGCUGAGGCAGGAGCAGCAGAGGAUGCUUCGAAGCAUAGACAGCGCGUAACGACGCAGAACAACCUACCGCUUCAGCGCUCAGAGCUACCUGCUUUCCUCCGGGAACGCCAGCUCAAACUCACAGGAACCGAUGUCCCGCUUCCUCUCAAAACUUGGCAUGAUCUCGAAACACGCUGGCACAUCGAGCCAUGGCUAUACAAGAAUCUGUUGAAAGGGCCCUGGAAAGAGCCAACGCCUAUCCAGUGUGGCGCGAUGAGUGUCAUGCUUGAUCGACGUGACCUGCUGGCAGGCGCGCCGACAGGCUCAGGAAAGACCUUAGCAUUCGUGCUACCCACACUGCAGCUGCUCAAGCGGCACCAGAAGCAUGGAUUCCGCGCAGUGAUUGUAAGCCCCACCCGUGAGCUUGCACAACAGAUUUUCAGUCAGCUGCAGCUUCUGGCCGACGGGGAGGCGUUUCGCACUUGCCUACUAACAAAUGUGACAAAAGCCACAAGUGAUUCAAUCAAGAAGAAGAAGUUCGAUAUCCUCAUCACGACGCCGUUGCGUCUUGUGCACUCGAUUGAGCAUGAGGAGUUAGACCUGAGCCAGGUGGAAUUGCUUGUAUUAGACGAGGCGGACCGUUUGUUGGAGCUGGGAUUCCUCGAGCAGACAGAUGCAAUCCUCGCUGCUUGCACGAAUCCAAGUUUGCGCAAAGCUCUUUUCAGUGCCACACUUCCAGCAGGCGUGGAAGAACUCGCUAAGACAUUCAUGGUGGAUGAAUGCCGUGUGCUCGUGGGACAAAAAGAUAGUGCUACUGCCACCAUUGAACAACGCCUCGAGUUCACAGGCUCGGAGGAUGGAAAACUGCAUGCACUGCGAGCCCUGAUCCAGGCAGGAGGCAUGCAGCCACCGGUCCUUCUCUUUGUGCAGUCAAUCCAGCGCGCACGCGAACUGUUUCACGAGCUCGUGUACGAUGGCUUGCACGUGGACGUCAUCCACAGUGAGCGGCCCAAAGCACAGCGAGAAGCUGUGAUUCAAGCAUUUCGUCGCGGUGAUAUUUGGCUUCUUAUUUGUACAGAACUCAUGGCCCGCGGUAUUGACUUUCAUGGCGUCAACCUGGUUAUCAAUUACGACUUUCCCCAGACAGUGCAGAGCUAUAUUCACCGGAUUGGGCGUACGGGCCGUGCCGGUAAGCAAGGAAAGGCUAUCACGUACUUUACAAAGGACGAUGCCCCCUACCUGAAAUCUGUCGUAAAUGUAAUGCGGCAGUCAGGCUGUGAUGUGCCAGAGUGGAUGCUCAAACUUCCAAAGCCGUCCAAUAUGCUGAAGAAGCAGCUGCGAAAGAAGCCCGUCCAACGUAAGGACGUGCGUGCAGCAUCAGGCAGCACAUCUUUUGGUCGGCGUCUUGCGAAUCGGCAGCGUGAUAUGGUCCAGGCGAGCAAGCGACGGCAAAAAUCUAAGCCCCAGGCUAAGAGUCCAAUGCCCCCGUCGUAG
This is a messenger RNA of Malassezia globosa CBS 7966, 1674 nucleotides long. RefSeq lists its product as uncharacterized. Gene Ontology annotation, molecular function: nucleic acid binding; RNA helicase activity; ATP binding. Bases 1 to 1674 code for a protein of 557 amino acids. The record is from RefSeq and is a predicted model, not a curated record. The transcript has a single exon. NCBI's taxonomy places the organism in Eukaryota, Fungi, Basidiomycota, Malasseziomycetes, Malasseziales, Malasseziaceae. Gene Ontology annotation, biological process: maturation of SSU-rRNA.